AUGGGAAGCAAUGGCUAUCUUAACGAUAAUUACCAUAACGAAAAGCAUAAAUAUAUUUUUCCUAAAGAAAAUAAUUUUGAUAAAAUUCGAGACAAAUACAAUGUACAAAACCAACAUGCAUUGAGAAAGCAUAUUAACGAUGAUGAUGCAAGUAAAGCUUUUACUGAUUUAUUGCAAUUAAAAGUCUUAAAUAGUAAACAAUCAUCUUGCUUUAAUUUGACAUCGAAAUUUGAGGGAUAUAUAUUAGAUAAUAAUAAUUUCAUUAAAAGUGCUUCUAAACAAGCAUUCACGAUUAAUAUUGACAAAGUUGAACCAAAAACUCAACUAAACAAUGUAAUCGAAAAAGUGGAAAAGUGUAACAACAAAUUAGAUGCAUUAUUCAAACGAAACCUUAUGUCUUGUAAAAAUAUUUCAACCAUUUUACCUUGUCUUUCUGUUUUUCUUGGAGUACCACAACAUUCUUCUUGCAAACUGCUUGAUCGAAUAACGACUACAGAGUGUUCAUAUAGAAAAUGGGAAAAAGAAGAACUCAACAUUUCAAAACUAAACAUUAAUCCUACAGAUGACUUUAUUGCAGAGGUUAAGAAUGCGUUAAAUAGUGAAAAUAAAGAGGUGCAACUUCGCAGGAUAUCAAAGGAAUAUGGCAAUUUUUACGCACUCCGAGUCAUCGGUGGAAUUAAAGAACAUAUUAAUGGUUUUUCUUUAAAAUCUUGGAUUAAAUCUCUUAAUAAUUAUGAUGCCUGGGAUAUUAUUGAAUACGAUGAAAUUUAUUCAAUUUUUGAUAUAUUAGAUGAUAAUUUACAGAAUGAAAUUUUUGAUGCUCUAGGCCAUCGUAUUUUACAAGCGGGUGUCAAUGAUAUUCCGUUAAAUUGGGAUUUUUCAACAAAUGCGACAUAUGUUCAUUCACUAUCCAUGCAGUUUAUGGACUUAAAUGAAAUUACUAAUAUUAAUAAUUGUUAUAUCUUUGCCUCAAUUAUUGACAAAAGUGAUAGAGAUAUUUUUUCUUUACGAAUAGCUUAUAUGAAUGAGCAUAUACCUUUAAUCAUAGUUCAUCGUAAAAAUUCUUUACAUAAAAAAUAUCCAAAUAGUCCUAUAAAAGUUGGGUGGAUCAUUGUUGGUCAGCCUAUAAACUUUGAUUUUGACCAGGCAAACUAUCCUGUGGUGCUCAAAAGUGGUGGACUUCCUAUUUCUAAAGUAGACAACCAGUAUAAAAUAGAAUUUCCUAAAUAUGGAGAUAUUAUAGAGUCUUGCAUAUUAAACACGUGCAUGCUUGGAUUACCAAAAAUUAAUUCAAAAUGUUCAAUGCGUCUUUCAGUUUAUGAUAUUAAAGACAUAAAUCAACUGAUUAAUGAUGAAAAUGGUUCACAGAGAACAGCCUCAUUUUGCUGGUAA
Messenger RNA from Dentiscutata erythropus, 1392 nucleotides. Lineage: Eukaryota; Fungi; Glomeromycota; Glomeromycetes; Diversisporales; Gigasporaceae. The record is from the annotation of a GenBank genome assembly.